Messenger RNA from Pteropus alecto (black flying fox), 1759 nucleotides. RefSeq names its product potassium voltage-gated channel subfamily A member 3 (gene KCNA3). NCBI's taxonomy places the organism in Eukaryota, Metazoa, Chordata, Mammalia, Chiroptera, Pteropodidae. Gene Ontology annotation, molecular function: delayed rectifier potassium channel activity. The coding region runs from base 154 to 1470 and encodes 438 amino acids. Gene Ontology annotation, cellular component: membrane; axon; voltage-gated potassium channel complex. The transcript has a single exon. Gene Ontology annotation, biological process: potassium ion transmembrane transport; protein homooligomerization. The record is from RefSeq and is a predicted model, not a curated record.
UACGAGCCGCUGCCGCCCGCGCUGCCGGACGCCGGCGAGCAGGACUGCUGCGGGGAGCGCGUGGUGAUCAACAUCUCGGGGCUGCGCUUCGAGACGCAGCUGAAGACCCUGUGCCAGUUCCCGGAGACCCUGCUGGGCGACCCCAAGCGGCGCAUGCGGUACUUCGACCCGCUCCGCAACGAGUACUUCUUCGACCGCAACCGACCCAGCUUCGACGCCAUCCUCUACUACUACCAGUCCGGGGGCCGCAUCCGCCGGCCGGUCAACGUGCCCAUCGACAUCUUCUCCGAGGAGAUCCGCUUCUACCAGCUGGGCGAGGAGGCCAUGGAGAAGUUCCGCGAGGACGAGGGCUUCCUGCGGGAGGAGGAGCGGCCGCUGCCCCGCCGCGAUUUCCAGCGCCAGGUGUGGCUGCUUUUCGAGUACCCGGAGAGCUCCGGGCCGGCGCGGGGCAUCGCCAUCGUGUCCGUGCUCGUCAUCCUCAUCUCCAUCGUCAUCUUCUGCCUGGAGACGCUGCCCGAGUUCCGCUACGAGGACUACCCGGCCUCGCCGUCGCAGGAGCUGUUCGAGGCGGCCAGCAACAGCACGUCGGGGGCCCCCGCCGGAGCCUCCAGCUUCUCCGAUCCCUUCUUCGUGGUGGAGACGCUGUGCAUCAUUUGGUUCUCUUUUGAGCUGCUGGUGCGGUUCUUCGCUUGCCCCAGCAAAGCCACCUUCUCCCGAAAUAUCAUGAACCUGAUAGACAUCGUGGCCAUCAUCCCCUAUUUCAUCACUCUGGGCACCGAGCUGGCUGAGCGACAGGGCAAUGGACAGCAAGCCAUGUCCCUGGCCAUCCUGAGGGUCAUCCGGCUGGUGCGCGUCUUCCGCAUCUUCAAGCUCUCCCGCCAUUCCAAGGGGCUGCAGAUCCUGGGGCAGACGCUGAAGGCGUCCAUGCGGGAGCUGGGGCUGCUCAUCUUCUUCCUCUUCAUCGGGGUCAUCCUCUUCUCCAGCGCGGUCUACUUUGCAGAGGCAGACGACCCCACUUCAGGUUUUAGCAGUAUCCCGGAUGCCUUCUGGUGGGCAGUGGUAACUAUGACGACAGUAGGUUACGGGGAUAUGCACCCAGUGACCAUAGGGGGCAAGAUUGUGGGGUCGCUCUGUGCCAUCGCUGGUGUCUUGACCAUUGCUUUGCCAGUCCCGGUGAUUGUCUCCAACUUCAAUUACUUCUACCACCGGGAGACCGAAGGGGAAGAGCAAGCCCAGUACAUGCACGUGGGAAGCUGCCAGCACCUCUCCCCUUCAGCUGAGGAGCUCCGGAAAGCAAGGAGUAACUCGACUCUGAGUAAGUCGGAGUAUAUGGUGAUGGAAGAGGGGGGUAUGAACCAUAGCGCGUUCCCCCAGACCCCUUUCAAAACGGGCAAUUCCACUGCCACCUGCACCACGAACAAUAACCCCAACUCCUGCGUCAACAUCAAAAAGAUAUUUACCGAUGUUUAAUAUGUGAUACAAGUGACAUGCCGUGCUCAGUAUUGUGUGAACUGUUCCCCCUUGGUCUGUGUUGCCCUUGUUUUGUACAUUUUCAGACCAUUCAUCAAGGACAGGACAUUAAGAAGUGGAAAGCACACUUCAUCCUCCCUCUCCCUACUGCUUCAUACUGAAACAAGUGUCUGUUUUGCAAGUGGGCUGCAUUCUCUCAGCUCUACCGUUUUUUUCUCCCUCUCUCUUAAUACCGCGAACAACAAACACUUUAAACUUGAUUUCUAGUACACGCCCUAUUAAAAAAAAA